UCCUUAUUUUUUUUUUCGCUAUCUCUGACAGCUGCCUGCAGCGAUGCACGUAGAAAAGUCAGGUAGAUCAGAUGAUCAGAUGCAAGGCACAGGGCCAGAAAGACGCUGAUGGAUGGUCCCUAGUGGACCAUGGCCGUAAGUCUAUUUUCACUGCAGUUUAUCCGUACAUCUCCUACCUACAUCAUUGCGGGUGUUCCACGGGCAAUCAAGCAUAAUUUCCUGGCAAAAGCAAUUUGCGACGUUAGAACAUUAGUCGAAGGAUGCAUGCACGCAACGCCGAAUAAGCAUAGCAUGUACUAUACUGGUGGUAACCGUACGGUGUACGUCUGACCCCGAGUGGAAUUCCGCUCCUCGAUACAUACGAAUCAAUACAAACACCAUAUGCCUCUCGUCGACGCUGCGUUGCCGCCGAACCAACCAACUAUCCCAUCCAUCCAUCUCAUCCGUCUCCGUCCACCCGGCCCGUUUCCAGCGCGUUCCAGCGCUGCACUGCCCAAGCCACGAGGCCGGUCCAUUCCCCUGGGUGGGGGUCCGAAUGUGUCAGCCAGCUGCUUGCUUGCUUGCUUUGCUCAUUGUCCGUCGAGCCGCCCGCUUCCUUUGUUUCGCUCUGCCGCAUUCCAGACCCAGCCGCCAUGCGCCACUGGUCAAGCCCGCUGUGUCGCGCCGACACACGCUGACCAGAAUCCAUCCGUAUUCCUACUGGUCAGAACCGGCCUAUAACAACACCGUGCAUAGCCGACCUUGGACUUGGCCCAUGUCUUCGUCGACGACCCACGCAGGUUUAUCCAUUCGACUUGCUUAAAUAUUGUGUGUGUGUGUGUGUGUGUGUCUGAGU
This is a messenger RNA of Colletotrichum navitas, 835 nucleotides long. RefSeq lists its product as uncharacterized. NCBI's taxonomy places the organism in Eukaryota, Fungi, Ascomycota, Sordariomycetes, Glomerellales, Glomerellaceae. The record is from RefSeq and is a predicted model, not a curated record. Bases 382 to 720 code for a protein of 112 amino acids. The transcript has a single exon.